AUGGCGGCGGCGACGAUGGAUUUGGGGACAGAAAAUAACCCAUACAUGGGGUUUGUCUACACAUCGUUUCAAGAGCGAGCCAUUUUUGUAUCACACGGUAACACGGCUCGGUUGGCUAAGGAGGGUGGUGAUCCAGUGCUUGCGCGCAUAUGCGGCACCGUCGCUGCGGAUGAGAAGCGCCACGAGAACGCGUACGUGAGGAUCGUAGAGAAGCUUUUAGAAGUGGAUCCCACGGGGGCCAUGAUGGCCAUAGCAUACAUGAUGCGCCACAAGAUCACCAUGCCAGCGCAUUUAGUGUAUGAUGGGCGGGACCCACACCUCUUCGAUCACUUCUCUGCGGUGGCACAACGCCUCGGCGUGUACACUGCCGGUGAUUACGCAGAUAUCAUGGAGUUCUUGAUCGUAAGGUGGAGAUUGGAGAAGCUGAAGGGUUUGACGAGUGAGGGAAAGCGUGCACAGGAUUUCGUGUGUGGGCUUCCACCCAUAAUUAGGAGGCUGCAAGAGCGAGCUGAAGAGCAAGCGCGCAAGAACAAGAUAAAUGUCAACUUCAGCUGGAUCUUUAACAAAGAGGUGCUCCUUUGA
Molecule: messenger RNA, 582 nt
Organism: Gastrolobium bilobum
Lineage: Eukaryota; Viridiplantae; Streptophyta; Magnoliopsida; Fabales; Fabaceae
Product: stearoyl-[acyl-carrier-protein] 9-desaturase 6, chloroplastic-like
Exons: 2
Coding region: 1-582 (193 amino acids)
Biological process (GO): fatty acid biosynthetic process
Cellular component (GO): chloroplast stroma
Molecular function (GO): stearoyl-[ACP] desaturase activity
Source: RefSeq, a predicted model, not a curated record